AACAUUUUCAAGCAGCUGAAAUGCAACAUGUCAAACUGUAAGAACCCUGUGGAGUUCUAUGUGAUUUACUCCAACGAGUACAUCUGCGGAGAUUGCAAAGAGAUGACCUACUUGGACAAUGAAGUCAAGCCACUUCCUGAUCCACAUGAAAUCAACUUUUCUUUGCAGAUAGUUGAAUGAAAUAUCGAGACAAUAGAAUUGCUACUCGUACAUAAGCCCACACUCCAGCAUAAGUGGGAAUACUUGAUGGAAUCUUUCAAAGACUUUAAGGCUAGAGCUGCCGAGUUAAGAGAAGCCUUUCAAAAUCUCGUUACCAAAAAGUUUUGGUCAAGAAUGGAAGACAUCAGGCCUCAGAUAGAACAACUCAAGCAAGAAUGGAAACAAAGCCCGAUACUUGUUGAAAUGCUUCUGUUUAAGAACUCUGAAAGCAUCAGACUUCGAGUUAAAGGAAUUGAUGAAGAAGACUCGAUUCUGAACCAGAACAUCCACCUUAAGGUAACUUUGGAUGAAGUCAGAAGAGAGAGACUCCAGGUUGAAACAGAUCUCAACACAAAGAUAGAACAACUAUCCAAGCACAAUUCAGAAAUUGACAGUCAAAGAGAUCAACUUGGAGAAGAAUUGGACUCCACGAAACACAGAAUUGCACAACUAGAAACACAGAAUACUGAACUAGAAACUCUAAAUAUUGAACUGAAAGCCCAAAACACAGAACUGGAAUCACAGAAAAUCCAAUUGACUACUGAUCUGUGUGAAGCUAAAGCACAAACAGAAGAAAAGAAGGUUCAAAUUGAAGAUAUGAAGACCAGUUAUGCUGGCCUAAAAACUAACUACGAAGAUUUGAAGGCCCUGAUUUCAAAUAAAAUAGAGGAGCUAAAUGUGUCUCACUCUCAGACAGAUACAGGAAUUCAGAAAUCAUGUAAAAUACUUGAAGAGCAAGGUUUGAGGUUCAACAAAAUUAUAUGUAAAAAUCUUGAAAAUAUGAAAACGAACCCAACAUGAGUCAAGACCACUCAGACUGCCGAUCAAAAAGAGAGUUUAGAGAAUUUAGAAGGAAAUUAUGAAGACACUGAAGAAUCUAAAAACUCAGAAGAGUCUAAAAAACCAAGCAAAGAAACUAUAACCAAUGGAAACUCUCGCUUAGCUAAAAUGCUAGUGGAGACAUAUAUAAAAACUGACUCUUUACUAAAAGAGCUAACAGACCUCGAGUCCAUCAAAUUCUUAGAACAGAUAAUUUCCCAGAACCAAAUUAGAUUUAAAUUUAGUUUGGAUUCGCACAAGAAAGUGUUCAGGGCGAUGAACAAUAGAUAUGUUGCUCAUUUAGAGAAAAUUGAAUUACUACGCUUAGAUAAAAUUGAAACUGACUCAGUCAUCAACUUCCUCCUAAACUGCAUCCCAGAUGCCCUCAAAGAACUCAGACUCGGAGGAAGUUCUUCUUGCCCUCCAAUAACCCCUUACCUUGAUUCUAUUCUUACCACCAAAGGAAAAAUUGGGGAAAGAAUAGACUUAGAUCACUUCAGAAUCACAGUCAAAGAGGAAGAGCUACUUAAAAAAUCUUUUGGAGAAACCAAAGUCGUAUACGGCAGUAAAGAUAACUCGUAAUAUUUUAGGAAGUAAUCUGAGUUAGAUUAUAUUUAGAAGUUAUAUUUGUUGGUGAGGAUGGACUCUAAUAGAAUAAAUCCAAGGUAAUUUUGAGUACGAUAUUUUAAUCAAUUAAGAUGCUGAAUUUGGAGAUUUAGAUUGAAGCGCAGAUUCUGAUGGUGAUUCAGAGGUGAUUAUGUUUCAAUGGUUAAUUUGAAAAUC
This is a messenger RNA of Moneuplotes crassus, 1800 nucleotides long. NCBI's taxonomy places the organism in Eukaryota, Ciliophora, Spirotrichea, Euplotida, Euplotidae. The record is from the annotation of a GenBank genome assembly.